Messenger RNA from Paramecium octaurelia, 325 nucleotides. NCBI's taxonomy places the organism in Eukaryota, Ciliophora, Oligohymenophorea, Peniculida, Parameciidae. The record is from the annotation of a GenBank genome assembly.
GUUUUGAUGGAUGCUUUUCUAGCACAUAAUCACGUAAUUAUACUUACUGUUGCUGCUGUGAAUGUUCUUUUAUGUCUCAUGCCUCCUUAUAACUAAACUAUUGCAAAAUAAUCACAUUUUAUCGAUGAUAAUGAUGAUAGCAUUUAAGAAAGCACUACUAAAGUUUAAAGAUAAAAUCAUAAAUUCAAAACAGAAGAGGAAGAAGAGGAAGAGAACGUUGGUUGUAAUAAAAGUAACCAAGUCUAAGAAUCUGAAGAUUAAGACGAAGUCUUUUUUAGAAUUUAUGAUGGUCUUAAAAAGUGAUUUAAUACUCAUUUCAUAACCG